This is a messenger RNA of Esox lucius (northern pike), 2618 nucleotides long. RefSeq names its product enoyl-CoA, hydratase/3-hydroxyacyl CoA dehydrogenase (gene ehhadh). Gene Ontology annotation, molecular function: NAD+ binding; (3S)-3-hydroxyacyl-CoA dehydrogenase (NAD+) activity. NCBI's taxonomy places the organism in Eukaryota, Metazoa, Chordata, Actinopteri, Esociformes, Esocidae. The record is from RefSeq and is a predicted model, not a curated record. Gene Ontology annotation, cellular component: peroxisome. The transcript is spliced from 9 exons. Bases 396 to 2555 code for a protein of 719 amino acids. Gene Ontology annotation, biological process: fatty acid beta-oxidation.
AUAUACAUUCCCAGUGAUUUUAACACGAUGUAACAGCUUCAGGGGAUAUUAAACCAAUAGAUGUACGUUUAGCAUACUUCCAAUUAGUGUACUGUAUUCAUGGAGACACGUAGGCGUUGUAUUUAAUGGAAAAGUAAAGGAAAUACACAAACAGGGAUAAUACUUCGUGAAAGUCCAUUAAUAAACAAAGUAUGUAUUACUACUUUGGGCGUUAAUCUCACACCUUAAUAAAAAAAAAUUAAAACGUAGGCUAAUAAAAAUGAUUAUUCUAAACCAAGUCCAUAAACAGCUUCUGGAGCCCACGUGUGAGUAAUUGGUGAUGAGAAAGUGCCAUAUUCUGAAGUUCUAAAGUUCAAUAUCAGCUGCAGCCCGGAAUCUGAGUUGAAGUUCUGCACAUGAAAAUGGCUACAUACUCCGUCCUAUCGGGAUCCGUCGCUUUGAUCACUCUUCAGAAUCCACCCGUCAACGCACUCAGUGAGGCAGUGCGCACGGGCAUAACAGACGCCGUGCAAAGAACCCUGAAGGACCCGCAGGUGACGUCGGUAGUCAUCUGUGGACAGAACGGGAGGUUCUGUGGGGGGGCCGACAUCAGGGAGUUUGCGGGGCCUAUGUCGGGACCCCCACUGGUCCCCAUGAUCCAUGCUUUAGAGGCUAUGGAGAAGCCCGUAGUGGCUGCCAUCGAGGGUCUAGCACUGGGUGGGGGCCUGGAGUUAGCCCUUGGCUGCCACUAUCGCAUUGCACACAGCCAGGCCCUGCUUGGUCUGCCAGAGGUGACCCUGGGUCUGCUACCGGCAGCAGGGGGAAGCCAGCGUCUCCCCAGGCUGAUAGGGUUACCAGCCGCUCUGGACCUCAUCACAACUGGUCGCCAUAUCUCCGCCUCUGAAGCCCUGAAGCUGGGGAUUGUAGAUCAGGUUACCGAUGACAACGCUCUAAAGAUGGCUGUGGAGUUUGCCAGGAGCGUCGUAGGACAGCCCUUAGGCCCCCGGCGGUUAAGUACCCGGCCUUGCCACAGUCCCCCAGACGUGGACUCUGUCCUGGACCAAGCCUUGGCACAGGUCUGGCAGCGUGGCCGAGGAGCCCUAGCCCCGGUGGCCUGUGUUGGGGCUCUGAGGGCAGCCGCUACCCUGCCCUAUGCCCAGGGCAUGGAGAAGGAGAGGGAGCUGAUGGCCACGCUGUUCAACAGCGGCCAGGCGAGAGCGCUUCAGUACGCCUUUUUCUCCCAGAGGGUGGUGGGGAAGUGGCAGCCUAGCGGGGCGCGCUGGGACAACAGCACCACCAGGACCAUCCGGAAAGCUGCUGUCAUCGGUCUGGGCACCAUGGGCCGCGGCAUUGUCGUGGCACUGGCUCUGGCCGGCGUGUCGGUGGUUGCCGUGGAGAGCCAGGAGAAGCAGCUUGCGGCGGCCCGUCAGAUGGUUCCAGAAAUGCUGCAGCGAGGGGCGGGGCGAAGAGGUCUGGACACCCCCCCCGGAGUCAUCAGCUUUAGCUCCGGCCUGGAGGACGUUAGCGAGGUGGAGCUGGUGAUCGAGGCGGUGUUUGAGGACAUGGCUCUGAAGCGCCGGAUAUUCAGCCGGCUGGCCACGGUGUGCCGGCCCGGUACCGUACUCUGCUCCAACACCUCCGGGCUGGACAUCGACCAGCUGGCAGAGGCCACCCAGAACCCGGCCCUCGUGGUGGGCAUGCAUUUCUUUGCUCCGGCCCAUGUCAUGAAGCUCCUGGAGGUGGUGUGCGGUCCUCGUUCCUCUCCAGAGGCAGUCGCCACAGCAAUGGUGCUGGGUAAAAGGAUGGGUAAAGUCAGCGUUGCUGUGGGCAACUGCCCGGGCUUUGUGGGUAACCGGAUGUUGAAGCCUUACAUGGAACAGGCCAACUUCCUAUUGGAGGAAGGAGCCACGCCUCAGCAGGUGGAUGAGGCGCUCGAGGGGUUUGGGUUCCCGAUGGGCGUGUUCCGUAUGUCUGACCUGUCAGGGCUGGAUGUGGGCUGGAGGGUCAGGAAGGAGGCGGGGCUUACAGAGCAGGGGGUGGAACCAACCAGGAUGCGCCAGGGGCAACGGUACAGUCCAUUACCUGACCAGAUGUGUGAGGGAGGCCGGCUGGGUCAGAAGACUGGCAGAGGUUGGUACCGGUAUGACGGGCCAGGCGGCAGAGUGGCGAGGUCCGACCCGUGGGUACAGAACUUCCUGGAGACUUACAGGGCUCGGCAUGGCCUGGUGCCACGGCGCAUUGCCACAGAGGAGAUCCUGGAGCGCUGUCUCUACGCUUUGACCAACGAAGGCUUCAACAUCCUGCAAGAUGGCGUGGCUGCAGGGCCGGAAGACAUCGAUGUCAUCUAUGUGUUUGGGUACGGCUGGCCCCGGCACCGCGGAGGACCCAUGUUCCAUGCCGGCCAGGUGGGGCUGGCCAGGGUUUUGGAGAAGCUGGAGCACUACCAGCACAGCCACCCUGACGUUCCCCAUCUGAAACCCAGUUCAUUGCUGCGGAGGCUGGUUGCCGCGGGGAGUCCUCCCGUCCAGAAGUGGAGGGAGUUCAUCAGCAAGGACAGAGUUCACAGCCAGCUAUGAGAUGCCCAGGGCACACCUGUCACUUCAAUCCCACGAGAAAAUAAUAAAGUCUGUCACUCUGGA